This is a messenger RNA of Nomia melanderi (Alkali bee), 9604 nucleotides long. RefSeq names its product A-type potassium channel modulatory protein DPP6. Lineage: Eukaryota; Metazoa; Arthropoda; Insecta; Hymenoptera; Halictidae. The record is from RefSeq and is a predicted model, not a curated record. Gene Ontology annotation, molecular function: dipeptidyl-peptidase activity; serine-type peptidase activity. Gene Ontology annotation, cellular component: plasma membrane. Gene Ontology annotation, biological process: proteolysis.
UAACCCACAACUACCGAGCAUUUGGUGCGAUUAAUAUGCAAUCCCUCUAAAAAUUGCAGCAAUUGAUUAUUUUCGGUUCCUUCAGACAUGCAUUCAAGCGAAGCUGUUCGUUUUCAAGAUCGUAUCGAAUAUCCAGUGCUUUUAAGAUAUUAACCAGUUAAGUGUGGAAUUUAAUUUGAAAAAUCUCUCAUUGUGCGCGCAAUAAAAUCAAAUAAUGAAGUGUAUACUCAUUAAAUGCAGGCCAAAUGCACUUAAAAUAUAUCCUAACGAAAAACUAAAGCGAAGAAGAAUUACACGUUUGUUUCAAAAAAUAAUCCAUCGUUGAAAAAGUUAGCACCAUUAAGUGUUUUAUGAAACACAAAUCGGAACCGGUUAUUUUGACUGAUACAGUUCUAGUGUUGAAGACUUUUAAGUAACGUUUUUCAGCUACGAAAAUUCAUUCAACAGAAACUAUACGUGUAUUCGAUCCGAAAAUAUUCAAGCGAAUAAUUAUUUUUUUUCGGACCUUCGAAGUUUCUCGAAGCUCUGAAAGAAACUCGCGUGCGCCUAUAAUUCCGCAGCGUCCCGGAAUCCGAUAAAGCUUGCCGGAUUCCCUGGCUCGUGCCGCGACCCGAUAGCCGGCGCUCGCGCGAGCCAAUAAACGUUACGUUAUCUCGCGAAAAUUUUCUGCCCCCUUUCCCGUCCGGCCAUCAAUGGAAUCCCGGGGAAAGAAACAUUGUUCCCGCUUGGCUCCCGCUUAUCGGCCCUCGUUGCCACCCACUUCGAGCUGUCCGUGCUUGUCUCCGUCCGUACCAGCCGAAGACUAUCCGGUUUGACAAGCUCUUCCAUCCAUCGACCUGCGAAAUUCUGUCCGAGCGAAACCGGAGAAUUCUUUAAACUUACGUAACACGCUCGACGUUCUACAUAUUGUAAAACGUAAAACUAGCGAGAAGCAAGAAAAUAUUGUCAAUACCUCGGAACUCCAUUCGGGACCGUGAACGAACAUUUAUAGAAGCUUUAAUCAUUGCUGUAAAGUUCAUACGUUGCAAUCGAUUUCAUUCGAAAAGAAAAGCUCAUCCAUCAACGUCCUUAAAUUUCUACGAACCCGCAAUUCGUUCGAUAUUCCUCGAAGUGCUUCCACUGUUCAACAUUUAUAGGAUGCUCCAAUGAUUUCCCACGAAACCUACUGAAACACGUCCACCCAAUUUCCAGAAAACUGUGCCGUGCGAUUUUCAAGGGCGCCGGGCUCGUAAUGUCGUUAACAGUUUUAUUCCCGCAGAACGAUCAUUAUCUGUUCGCGUGGCAAUAAAGCGACUGUAUAUCAAAAAAUCGGGGCAAUUCCUGUCCAUUAAAGUCGCUCGCCUGCGGACCCGGCGUUUCAGCUGCUCGAUAUUCUCAGGUAAUUAGAUCGGGGUCGUAAAAAUCGUUCGCCGGCGAUAACCCGGCCGGCGGCCAGGCAUUCCGCGCCGGGGUAUCGGCUUAAGCUCGAGGCACCGCCGCGCGGUGCAGAAAGUUCGACGUCGGUCUCGGGCAGCCAGGGAUAUAUGUUAUUUCCAUCGGGAACGCGGGCACCGUUGUAAACAUGCAAAUACCGCAGUUACGUCAAACGAGGAGUGCCGCCUCGGAACUAUAUUGUGUAAAUAACAGUGGCACCGCGUCGCACGCGUCCGCUCCCGUCGUUUUUCGCAGCCAGCGACAUUAGUGCGGCCGCAUUAUUCACGGGCGCCGCGCCGUGUGUGCCGCGAUGAGCGAGUGCAGCGCAGACACGCCGGAUCUAACGUACGCGGAGGGCGGCCACAAUUGGCGGAGCAUAAUCUUCUCGCUGCUGGUCAUCGGCUUCGUUAUCGCCGGGAUCGUCACGGCCAUUUACCUUCUCGGGUACGUCGACGAGCUGCUGUACUGGAGCGGCAGGCGCCUCACGUUAGACGAGUGCCUUCGUGAUGAUCUGACACCGCACAGGUUAACACCGACCUGGGUUUCCCACGACAAGUUUGUCUACCAAGCUGACGACGGCUCCCUCACUCUCCUGGACACCAAUAACAAUUCCGUGUCCCUUCUUGUCUCCAAUCACACGCUCAGGCAGCUGAACGUUCAAGGAUACCAGUGCAGCGCCGACCUGCGUUACGUGUUGUUCAAGCACAAUGUCAAGCCGGUGUUCAGGAAUACCUUCAGCGCUUUCUACACAGUCUACGACGUCACGAACGACCACCACACGCCGCUCCGGCUGCACAUGUCGCGAAGGAUCCAGCAGUCGCGACUGCAACACGCCGCCUGGCUGGGCAACACGUCCGGUCUCCUGAUGAUAUCCGAGAACGACAUUUACGUGAGAAUGGCGCCGUCCGCGUCCGAGGACGCACGACUGACCGACACAGGUGUUCCCGGCGUGAUCUACAACGGUGUGCCCGAUUGGCUCUACCAGGAGGAGGUGUUGCCGCGGCCCGAGGCCGCCUGGCCGAGCCCGGACGGCACGCAUCUCCUCUACGCCGCGUUCAACGACACUAAGGUCACUGCCUUGGAGUUCCCAUGGUUUGGCACACAGCCAGGUCAAGACGGGCCCAGUUCCAGCCCGCUGACCGCGACCAGAAGAGGAUCAUUCCCGCCCUCCAAGUCCGUCAGAUACCCAACCCCCGGAUCGAACAACCCGGAGGUCGAACUCUGGCUGCUGGAGCUCGCCAACACGACCAACUCGAACGGGACCGGGACUACGAACGCCACCGUCAGCUCGAGGACUAGGCUGAAGCCACCGUCUGCCUUGGAUGGACAGGAGUACUACCUAAUAUCCGCCGGCUGGGUGGGCGACGACUCCACCCAAGUCGCGGUCGUCUGGAUGACAAGGUCUCAGAAUCUUUCGCUGGUGUCUGCCUGUCGCGCACCUUCGUGGGAAUGCGAGGAAACCCAUUCGGAGAGAGCGCCGGAAGGACAGUGGCUGGAUGCUCAACCUCAUCCUCUAUUCGCCCCCGACGGCGACAGUUUCUUAUUAUUAGCUUCCGUUCAGGAAGGAGACAAAGAACAUUUCACUCACAUCAAACACGUGACCCUUACCCAGCAGAGGAUAGCAGUGCUCUCGCACGGUCGUUACGAGGUAAGCGAGAUCUUAGCCUGGGACACCAAAGCCCACCUGGUGUACUAUUUAGGCACCAGAGAAAGAAGGCCAGGCCAGAGACACCUGUACGUGGUCCGCGACCCCACUGCCGACGAUCCCCGUCGCCUGGAACCGCUCUGCGUGACCUGCGACCUCGGCGAAGUGCUCUGGAGCAGCAGGUUUUAUUACACCAACUGCACGCACUUCAGCGCAUCCGUCAGUCCGGCGAUCGGCGACGACACUCAGGGUUACUAUGUUCUCCACUGCGAAGGCCCGGGCCUUCCUCUGGCAGGUAUUCACUUGAUGAGCUCGCACAAGAUGCUCCGUUUGCUCUACGACACCAGGAUCCAGCGAGGGGAUAAGCUGUCUCAGCUGGCGUUGCCGACUCGAAGAAGCUUCGAGGUGCCGCUGCCUCAAGGCUGGAAGGCUCAGGUGCAGCUCCUGCUGCCCCCUUCGUGGCGCGAGGAGCUGAGGGACGCAGCUUUCCCGGUUUUGGUCGAGGUGAACGGUCGGCCAGGUAGCGAGGCCGUUACGGAUCGCUUCAAGAUCGACUGGGGCACCUACAUGUCCAGCCACAACGACGUGGUGUACGUCAGGCUGGACGUCAGAGGCGCCAGAGGUCAAGGGAAGAGGGAUCUCUUCAGGAGGAUCGGCGGAGUCGAGGUUCAGGAUCAGCUGACCGUGUUGAGACACCUGCUGAAGACCUUGAAGUACCUCGACGUGACGAGGGUUGGAGUGUGGGGAUGGGGAUACGGUGGAUACGUGACCGCCAUGGUGCUGGGGAACCAGGAGAACGUGUUCAAAUGCGGCGUCGCUGUGAAUCCUAUCGCGGACUGGCUCUAUUACAAUUCCGCGUUCACGGAGCGAGUCCUUGGCGCUCCAGCCGAAAAUUACAAGGGUUACGUGGAGGCUGACCUGACUCAGCGAGCUAGGCUCGUGCCGAGCCACAGCCUCUACCUUCUUCAUGGUCUAGCUGACCUCACCGCGCCUUACACGCACGGCGUCGCCUUCGCUAAGGCUCUGUCCGAAGCGGGAAUCAUCUUCAGGUACCAGAGUUACGCGGACGAAGACCACGCCUUAUCAGGCGUGUUGGAGCACGCUUAUCGUUCCAUGGAGGACUUCCUCGCCGAGUGCCUCUCCCUGGACGCGUCCUAGUGCCUCAAGCCGGAUACUCCCUCGUUGUCUCUAGCUCGCCUACUUCCGACACAUCCAGGACGUCCGUGGAUGCUCGUCAAGAAGGCUCACCGAUUAGUCUGGUCCGGGUGGAUCGUUCCCCGAAGCGUCCGCGUCGUCGUCCGCGUGGAUCGUUCGUCGAACCGGACGGUGGACACGAACUCGCGCGCGAACACGGACGAGCGAGCCGGUUCGCCGAGGAGGACGCUUCGAUCCUUUUGAAAAUUUAAGAGAAAACAAAGAAAAAGAGAGAGAGAGGGAGAAAGGAAAGAGAAGUAAACGAACUGGGCGAAGAUCGAAGGGGUUCAGUUGUGAUCGAUGGGUAGAUGGGAGGAGGGACGACGUAAACCUAGCGUUUGUAUAAUUAAUAUCGUUGAAACAAAGUAACGUUGUAUAUCAGCCAUCUGCAUAUGCCUGCGGAUAAAUUCCUCUUUGCUACGAACAACACGGACACGUUCACUUUGCUCUCCGGAGGCAAGCACCCGCGGACGAGGAUCUAGCUGAAAACCAUCCCCUGAACAUCCAGAGGCGUAUCUAGUUGGAGCAACAUCGCGAGAGACUCGUCGGUUCGAGGAACAACGGGAGGCUCGCUUCGAAGCGCACGGAAUCUCGCGGAGGCCCGGGUCCCGGUGGCUCGGGCGUACCGCGGGCUUGCAAGCUCGCCACAUUUUGUAUACCAAAACACUCCAUUAUCCGGCUGGGGGACACUCGAAGGAUCGGGGACGCGGGGAAAUGGUUGAACGAUCGAGCGCGUAUCGAGCUUACCGCGAGCUUGCAAGCUCGCGUCCGACGAUUUUUUAUAUCAAGGCUCACCGGUCGGUUCUCCAGUCCGCUCGGAACAAGCCGGGCUUCGGCCGGGAAGCUUGCAGACCUCUCUCCUCGCUGUUUCUACGAUUCAAACUAUAGAUGGCCCUUUUUUCUUUUCCCUCGUAGCGCGUAAGCUCGCGAGACGGGCGAUCAGGUUCCCCCUGAAAUAGGUGCCUCACUGAUUUUCCCGGGAGGGGGGAAGAGCUGGCUACGCCUAUGCGAUGACACGUCCAGGGGCAUCGACACCGUUUCACACCGUUAGAUACGAACGCUUAGUCCUAAGUUUUCUGUUGUACAGCUUGGCGCCUAGUCUAAUGUACCACGGGGUGAUACGCGUCUGUUGAAACCGAGCGCACGGGAAACAGAGUGUGAGAGUGAGAGAGAGUGAGAGUGAGAGAAACGAUUCUCCCCGUAAGGAGCCCACGAUCCGACCCACACACCGUUCGAAUUCCUUGAAUAUUUGUAUAUAUCUAUACACGUCUCUAUUGGUGAACGUCUGUUGGUGUAGGGACGCGUUCCCUCGACGAGGUUCGCAUGUGUUCCCGUUUCGUCGUUGAUCGUUUGUUGUACUAUAUCGCUAAGGUGUACUAUAUACAGAGGAUACGUGGAGGAUGAGGAAUAGUUACCCGCGAGUGAUGAUGAUGAUCAGGGGAAUGUCGAAGCGAGGCUUCGGGGGUAACGUCCGGAUUCAUCGUAUACUUUAGACUCGUUCAAGCACCUCGUCGCGGGCAACGGACCUUAUCGUAUAUGAUUAUAUACAUACACACCUUUUGCCCGAUCAACGUCGACCGCUUUCGGGGCCCCGAACUAGGUUCCUGAUCGGUUAGGAUGAGCUAGGUCGUUCGGGACUUUCGUGAUCGUUCGCUCGGAUGCGGUUCCUGUUGGCGGACUGCUGUUCGGGGUCUGUCGGACUAUUCGGAAUUCUUUGAUCCGUCUCGCUGGUGGAUCCAAUUCGGCUAAUUUGUCGAAGAGUGAUCCUUCUGACAUUGUUUCGAGGUCAAACUAGGAGCUACCUUUCGUCCGAUGGAUUGGUAAAUUAGUAGGUUUGAAUUAGAAGUUUUUUCUUUAAAUUUCUGAAUACUAAAUUUAUUACUUACGAUAAUUUUGAAUGGUUCCUUGUAAUUUCGGAAAGUUUCUUAUUCAUUCCUUUAUCGAUCUAAUGAUUUUCUGUGAAAAGUGGAUUAGUUUGUUUUUGCUUAACGCGAUCACUGUUCGACGUCACCUCGAUCUUUACGAUUAGACAAUGAAAUGAAUUUGAAACGAAGUGAAAUUCUAUUCGACGAGAGACUGAAAGUAUCAAUGAUACCAAAUGACUCUCUCGCCAGUCCGACGGAUGGUUACCCGAAACGAGAGGAGGCAAUGUUCACGGUUGAUCGUAGGAGAGUCGCGCUCGAACGAAGAGAGUCGCACGUCGCCAUAAUCGCUGCCUGCCCAGCAGCCCUUAAAUGCCGACAAUCAAGGCUAGUGCAACUAAUCAAACGAUAAUAAAUAGAACGGAGAAGAUGAAGAAAUUACCUAAUAAUAUUAAUGAGUCUUAGUUGAGUGAUCGAUGGUGGUUCGUCCAUGUCGGGCUGCGUCGCUGUGCCUCGGCGAGAGAAGAGAAGCAGGUGGGAAUAGAAUAGACGAAAAUAGGGACGCGACGAAGUAGUUCGGAAUGGUUUCUCAUCGAGGAUCAUCUGCACGCGGACAUGGCGGAUCGAUAGAUUGAAAUUACGUGCUUGACGUCGACUGUAGAGAGUACAAAAGUGCGACGCGUGGCGAAGGGAUCGCUAGAAAGUCUACUUCACAGGAUCAGGAAUAAUCUUCGUUUCGAAAACACCGGAAACUGCAAUGUAUUGAACUGUCAUUUCUGUUGAUAGACAUCUGGAUGGACUCGUCGGAACCUAGAUGAUCGAUGUUCUUAGACGGUCGACUUCAAUGGAGAUUCCAUUACUUCGAGUCACGCGUUUGAAGCUUUCACGACUUGGAACUGAUUUUUGAUAAGACAAUGCCUUACCUACGAGCAUAAACGCAAUCCCUGCGCCACGCGGACCGAACAGACACGUUGUUGUUCCACUGUAAACGUUCAUCUCGCGAAUAUUGUCGGAAAGCGUCACCAUUUCCCGGAGAAGUUAACGGUUCACCCACCGGCCGAUUUACGGACUUCUCGAUGUGCAACGUUGAAAAGGAGCUUAACUUUUCGUUCGAUGAUCACGCGAAAGGAUACUGUCGCGUCGCUUAGAAAGGCUCGUUGGCGGAAUAGAAAGAUUAAGGAACCACCGAUGGGUGAAACGUUAGCAGAAUGAAACGCGUGAGAAUGGGGAAAACACGAGCGACAGGAAGCGAGAACGAAAGGGAGAAAGAAAGAGUUCGUAUGAGAGCGAGAGAGAUCGCGUGCGAGUGAAUGGAAGAGUGAAUGUGCAAUCGCAAUCAAUUAUUAACUAUAAUAACGGCAGAAAGUGCGGCGAAUUAACGUAGACAUAGGUAUGGGUCUCACGAACGGCAGGCAAGCAGGCAAAGAUCGACGAGGCUGGCAAGAACAAGAGCAGAAGAGAGUGCAAGCAUGCGAAUUACGCGAGAAUUAAUCGCAAACAAAUGAAACCUUUGGUAGCAGCGCAUAAGGGUAUCCAUAAGCUUUUGGUAACGUAUUAUCGCCGCUAGGCUAAAAGAGAAUUAAUAAGAUACAACAACAAAAAAAGAAAAACAGAAAAAUAUAUAUAUAUAUAUAUUAUAUUAUAAAAGAAGAAAGACAAAGAGAAAGAGACGCAACACGCAGGACACACAAGAUUAAUAAAUAAAUUCACGCGGAAACUCGAGUGUUUCGAGAGCAUCGGGCCCGUGCGAAACGAAACCUCGUUCAAAAAUUCGCGCGCUGUUCACUUGUAAUGGCGACGAGACCCGCUCAAAUGGCGACCGGUGAUCGCCCGUCGAUGCUCAACGAUUUCGAGGCGGCGACGAACGAGAUGGGGGAGAGGUGAAACGAAACAAUGAACUAACGGAAAAGUCGAAAAAAAUGGGGAAGAAAGAGGGAAAGAGAGAAAGACAGGAAUACUUAUGUGGCAUACGAGCGUUUGUAUAAUCGGUCAAACGGGAGGGGUGGGGAAAAAAAACGAAUAAUAUAUUAAUGAAUAACGAUACGUCUAUUCGGAAAUUAUUUGGAUAAUCUGUGAUACUCAGAUUGACGAUUAUUAUCGGUUAUCUCGGUCGGAUUUAUUCGGAGAAUUUUUCGUGUCCGCAGACACGGCGUUCCGCGCGAUUUUAACCGGAUGCGUGCGCAACGAGUAUCGAGGUAUUUAAUAGAUAAGGCGUCGGUUAUGGAAUCGUUCGAGCGACGCGUUGUUGAAGCUAACCUGGAGGCUGUUGCGAAACUUUUCAAUUUCCUUUCGAUCGAACCGUCUUGCAUUCAACUUUACGAACUCUGCUGUCUACUGUACUUUCGAAUAUUUCAACUUGCACGCUUGAUUUGUAAUAUUUCACGAAGUCCACCAUAUAAUUCAUCGCGGCUCCGUAUUACGUCCCGAUAGGCGCACGUGAAUAUUCUGUCCCUCGACAUCUGUAAUUACCUCUACUCCCCGCAAUUUAGUUCUUUCUCUUCGUCAGACAAUAAUCGUUCGAACAAGAACACAGCGGAUACCUGAGCAUUGAUAUUACAUUGAGAAGAUUCGUAGGUAUCGUUGUCUCGCAGAACGUUCCGACCUAGUUUCAGCGGCGCGCUCGCUCCUCGCGAUCUAUCAGAAUCCUCGUAGCAAUCGCACCGCCUCAUGCCCAACUCGAGACGACGUCCGAACGAUCCAAGAUAUUCGGCAAUCGAACCGGGAUCCGGAAGUGGCCGGAUAUUAACGUGCUCGGAAACGUUGAGCCGGGAAAAAAGCGUUUGCCCCGGCGCGGCUCGUUGAAUUCGAUUGUGGCCGACGCGCACCGACAAAUUGUUUUUUAUAUAUAUAAUGUUUGCUCGGAUCAUCCAGCGGGCACACGCGACUCGCAGGCGAAUUAUUAUCGUUCGGGAGAGGCGUACUCGAUAGUUUCUCGUGGGAGGCCAGAGCACGCGGAUUGUUUCCACUCGGUUUUUUUACGAUAUUCGCACGGACCUGGAGAUCGCACAUCCACGAAAUCGGCCACUGUGACCGCCAAUUUGUUAUUAUCGUUGUUAUUACCAUUAUCGCCGUCUUUUUUUCGGUUUCAACGUGUACCUAUGCGUAUUGUGAAUUAUGUCAUAUGAGGAUCGUUAAGUUUGAUAGACUCUUAUUGAAACUUUUCUUCGUCUCUUUAUAUAAGAGAGAUUUGAUCAAUGAAUGAUAGAUCGAGUAAUUUCAGGUUUAUCGUAGUAUUUACUUUCCAUGCAAUCGAAGAGGCGAGUUUGUGAGACUCUUUUAAUGUUUGUGAAUUAGAUUUAAAGAAAGGGCGACCGUUUAUUUGUAAUCUCAUUGGCAGGCGAUCUCGCGGAUGUCGUUCAAAUUGUAUUCCACGUAACACCCACGAGAUAAUCAUGUUACUAAGACUCUGCGUUUUUUAAUAUCAGCGAGGCUCGGCCCGGACAACGGGCGGACAAAAGUGUUUUCAAUAAACUGUUACAUUACCUGAACC